UAGUAUACUAAAAGUUGGCAAGACGGUUACUGCGCAACAAUAGAAAGAAACAAAAUGGAGACAUCAGACUCUCAAAGUGUUUAUUCCGAGGUUGUCGAAGAUCCACUUCAUGACUUAGGAAAUGACGAGCUUUUAAAGCUGCUCGAGGAAACAUUGCGAGGAAAUGAAGUUCUCAUCACAGAGACACAAAUGUUUGAAAAAUUUCUGCAACGUGUUGAUCCUAGAGAUGGCCCACUAUCAUCAAUUUCUGGUAGUAUAACUCAACGAUCUGACAAAACAUUGUCAAGACUUCGAUCAAGGGCCCGUUCUAGUGCAAUGGAUAAGUCUUUGAAGCUUACUGCAGAACAAAAAUGUGAUAUAGCUCAAAGAGAAAUUGAGGAACUUCGUGAUGAAAUUAAUUUAUUAAAAGACAACUCUGAAAAAGUGUUGGAUACUUUAAAGGCCAUAAUGGAAGAAUCAGAUAUGAGAUUGUCAGAAAUGAAAAAGGAUUCUUAUGAAUUUGAACGGGAUAUCGUAAAAGGCUCAAUCAACUAUCGCACACAUAAGGUUGUUGCAGAGAAAUGUAUACGAUACUUUGAAGAUAAACUGAGGACUCGGGAUGCAUUGAUUGAAAAACUUCGUUUGAAAAAUGCACAAUUGAAGGUCCAGAAAAAAAAGUUAAUGAUGCAACUUAGACAGAAAGAAGAAAUGGGUGAAGUUUUGAACGAAGUUGACUUCAAUCAACUAAAAAUUGAAAACCAACAAUAUUUAGAAAAGAUUGAUGAGAGGAAUCAAGAUCUUCUUCGACUUAAAUUAAUGGCUGGUAACACUCUGCAGGUCUUGAACUCCUACAAAAAAAAGCUGUUGACAUUAACAAAAGAAUCAGAGAGAUUAAAAAGUGAGAUUACAAGUCGUCAAGAUAUGGAUUCCAGAAUUCAAGCAGAGACAGCCAUUGCUGAAGCAGAAAGAACCAAAGCUGAACAAAUGAACAAAAAGCUCAGAAAACAACUGAAUAAUUUUAAAGUACCAAGUGUUAUGGACUAUGUUAUAGAAAAAUCUAAUAUGUAUGAUUUGCAAAAAAAGCUUAAAAGCUGGGAGAGAAAAGUUGACAUAGCAGAGAUGGCUCUGAAAACUCACAGAAAGACUUGGGAACAAAUGCAGCUAAAGAAUCCUAUUAAUAAUAAUUGGAGGAGCAUGAUGGAAGUUUAAGGAUUUUAUUUUUUUAGCAGAAACUUUAUACCUUUCUUAUAGCAAAAUUGAUUAACAAAGACAUUUUUAUUUUAAAAAGUAAAAGUUAAAAGCUAAUUUUUAUUAUAAAAGCACAGUGUGCUAGUUUUAAGUGACAUAAUAAUAUGGGUGAUUUUAAAAUGUUCAAUUUAGGUUUCUUAAAAAUGUUGUUUUCCCAAUUUACUAUAAAUAGCAAUAUGCUGUUCAAAUGAAAAUGUAAUUUUCUUUUUAUAAUGACAGAAAUUGACAAUGUAAAUGUAUAUUACUUUAUUAAAUAUACACUUUUCCUUGAAGAUCUUGUGUCCAUAGGGAUAUGAUGUAAGACCUAGCCUUUCUAUGGCUUAUUUGUUGAUCAUUAAGCUAGCACAACUUUCAACCAUUUUACUACUACUCAGCCACCAUGCCAUCUUGUUUAUUUAUUUGGAAUAGAAAAUUUACAGAUAUUCUUUAUGGUAUGGCUUCAUAUAUGUUUUAUAAUAACUUGAAUUUUAAUUUUUAAAAGACUUAAAGAUUAUUUUUUAAAUGACCUUUUGGACUUCAGCAAAAUAUUGUUUUCAAAAUACGUGUUUCAAUGCCAGUUCUGUUAUGUCAACAUUAGCUCUUGAGCUCACUUAUCAUUUUAAUGUCUACAAGUAAUUUGAAACAUUGAAUUUUUUUUUUUCAAAGUUGUAUUAUUUUAAUUUGUACAUAUAUAUACAUAUUAUAUUUGAGACAAUGAAGAAAUAAAAUAUUUUAAAGCAAUAGA
Molecule: messenger RNA, 1951 nt
Organism: Biomphalaria glabrata
Lineage: Eukaryota; Metazoa; Mollusca; Gastropoda; Planorbidae
Product: coiled-coil domain-containing protein 113-like
Exons: 8
Coding region: 55-1188 (377 amino acids)
Biological process (GO): cilium assembly
Cellular component (GO): axoneme; ciliary basal body
Source: RefSeq, a predicted model, not a curated record